AUGGCUGCCCUCUGCAGGGGCAGACACCGGUGGAAAAGGACAAAUUGUUUGCAUGUUUUGACAAGAAACCUGACAGGAAAGUACGACUAUGACCUGGUGGUUGUUGGAGGUGGUUCAGGAGGUCUUGCCUGUUCCAAAGAAGCAGCACAGUUGGGACAGAAGGUUGCUGUCCUAGAUUAUGUGGAGCCAUCGGCUAAAGGUACCAAGUGGGGUCUUGGUGGUACGUGUGUUAAUGUUGGCUGCAUUCCUAAGAAGCUCAUGCACCAGGCUGCUCUACUUGGCACUGCGGUCAAAGAUGCUAAGAAGUUUGGCUGGCAGAUCUCAGGGCCAAUCAGUCAUGACUGGGACACCAUGGCAGAGGCUAUUCAAAACCACGUCAGGUCUCUGAACUGGGGUCACAGAGUUCAGCUCCAGGACAAGAAGGUGAAGUAUCUGAACAUCAAAGGAAGUCUGGUGGAUGAACACACUGUCAAAGGACUAACUAAAGCAGGGAAAGAGACGGUCCUGACUGCCAAGAACAUUGUGAUCGCCACAGGUGGACGGCCCAAUUACCCCAUAAAUAUCCCAGGAGCAAUGGAGCAUGGCCUCACCAGUGACGACAUCUUCUGGCUGCAAAAGUCGCCUGGGAAAACGCUUGUGGUUGGAGCCAGCUAUGUGGCUCUGGAGUGUGCAGGCUUCCUCACUGGCAUUGGCUUGGACACCACAGUCAUGGUCCGCAGCAUCGCCCUCCGGGGGUUUGAUCAGCAAAUGGCAGGUCUAGUCACAGACUACAUGGAAGCAUAUGGGACCAAGUUUUCAUGGAAGUGUGUCCCAAAGAGUGUGGACAAGCUUUCUUCAGGAGCCUUGCAGGUGACCUGGACCGACACCAACACAGGCAACGAACACAAGGACACCUACGACUCUGUGUUAUGGGCAGUUGGCAGAGCCCCUGAAACCAAAGCACUGGGCCUGGACAAGCUUGGCGUGCAACUCAAAAAGGAGACGGGGAAAAUAAUUGUGGGUGCUGACGAAUCCACCUCGGUGCCAAAUAUCUAUGCUUUUGGUGACAUCGGCGAGGGUCGUCCUGAAUUGACCCCAACGGCCAUUAAAGCGGGAAAGCUUCUCGCCCGUAGAUUGACUGGGCACAGCACUGAGCUCAUGAACUACGACAACGUGCCCACCACUGUGUUCACCCCCCUUGAGUACGGCUGUGUGGGUCUGUCUGAGGAGGAGGCUGAGAAGAGGCACGGGAAAGACAGCAUCGAGGUCUAUCAUGCUUUCUACAAGCCUCUGGAAUUCACUGUCGCAGAGCGCGAUGCCAGCCAGUGUUACUUAAAGGUGAUAUGUGAAAGGGCUGGAGAGCAGAAGAUCCUGGGUUUGCACUUCACCGGUCCAAACGCUGGAGAAGUCACGCAGGGCUUUGCUAUGGGCUUCCAGUGUGGCGCAACAUAUUCCCACCUGUUGCAGACAGUGGGCAUCCACCCAACCUGUGCCGAGGAGGUGACCAAGGUCAACAUCACGAAGCGGUCCGGCUUGGACCCCAUGGUAACCGGCUGCUGAGGUUAAGCACCUCGGUCUCUGAACACUAGUGAGCACACAGGGUCCUUCCUUGGUAGUAGAAAGAAGUUAGCCUGGGUUUCUCCCGCUCUCUCUCUCUCUUUGUCCCUCUCCUUUAUAUAUACUGUAGCUCCCAAAGGGUCCCUCUCUGGGAACAGGGUCUCUUCAUCGGCCAGUCAUGCAGAACAUGCCUGUCUGCCCAGGCUAGUGUCACUUACAGAUCAUGUUAUAACCAAGACUAUGUUUAUACCAUGUACGUGCAUGUUGUGAGUGUAUCCUCUAAAGGCACAGUCCUGGCCGCAGCGCAAGCGUCUUUUAAAUAAACAGGCUCAUCAAUCAGGAUUAAGGCCUCUGCCCAGGGUUUUGUUGAAAUCGUACGAGAACCGUGGACCGAACCCUUGCGUUUUUCUGAAUAUAUAUAUAUAUAUAUAUAUAUAUAUAUAUAUAUAUAUAUAUAUAUAUAUACUGCAAAUAUUGUUGUUUCUCUGGCUGUACUUCCUGUCCAUUAGUCUUGGAGGUGACACAUACCAUACACCCCCACAAACACCCCUCCUCCCCCAUGACACUGAUGGAUGGCCCCAGGGCCGUCGCCGCAACACCGCCCCAUUUCCCAUGGACACACACAAACAGUCGGCGGGCCGCUUGUCAGUCAGGCAGCUAUAAGACCUGGCCAGGGAGCCUCGGCUUGUUUAGGCCCCAGCAGACCCCAGACCCCUUCCUGUUCCUCCAUGCCGUUCUCCAACCAAAUGCAUGACAUGACAGAGUGGGACUGCAAACGUUUGCUGUCACAAGCUGUGUGGAUGCCACAGGGCGGCUCUACCUGUUGAUAACAGUGCUUUGAGAGCUUUACUAUAACUGUACUACUCAUCGUAACCCAAAGGUGGCACUAUUGCCCUCCAAUUCACCCGUAUUUUCUGAGCCAAGAAUGGAAGACAGGAUAAAGUAGUCCUUGCAUAAAACAUAAGCCUGAAUACAUUCAGGUUGCACAUUUAAUCCCUUUAAUCCCUUUAAAAGAUAUGUGCUCUUGGAUGACUUUUUGAAACCAGACUAUCUUUAUUGGUGCCAAACUGAUAAGGGUUAUCUGUUGUGUAUUUACAUUUAUGGCAGGUUAGGCCUAAAGAGCCAUCACACUUGAAGAUAAGGCAAGUUGUUUAUAUCAAUAAAGCAGUAAUAGCCCCCCCACACAGUUUGCCAAAGUGCUCAAGUGUUCAACCUGCUGGCUGAACUCGACAUCUUGGGUUUAUUAUGUGGAGG
Anoplopoma fimbria (sablefish) is the source of this 2790-nucleotide messenger RNA. It is a transcript of the gene txnrd2.2, whose product is annotated as thioredoxin reductase 2, tandem duplicate 2. The coding region runs from base 1 to 1539 and encodes 512 amino acids. The transcript has 17 exons. NCBI's taxonomy places the organism in Eukaryota, Metazoa, Chordata, Actinopteri, Perciformes, Anoplopomatidae. The record is from RefSeq and is a predicted model, not a curated record. Gene Ontology annotation, molecular function: thioredoxin-disulfide reductase (NADPH) activity; glutathione-disulfide reductase (NADPH) activity; flavin adenine dinucleotide binding. Gene Ontology annotation, biological process: cell redox homeostasis; glutathione metabolic process; cellular response to oxidative stress. Gene Ontology annotation, cellular component: mitochondrion; cytosol.